AUUGUGACAGUGUGGGAUACUAGUUUGUGUUUAUUUAAAAUGUUUCGUUACACUUUAUUCGUGAUGAUUAUCAAAAUUGUUAUAGCUGCUUCAAAUGAAACUGCUUCAGUACGAUUAGAGCCCCUUACAAAAUAUAAGAUUGUUGAAUUAACGGAAAUGGCAGAAUUGUGUGGCCAUUUGGAGCUAUCAGAAUCCGAAGAUGAAAAAUUAAAGAAAACGGCCCUUUGUAAUCUUGAAACGAAAUCAAUAGAUGGGAAAAUGUACAUCAGUGCUUCCAGUGUCUGCAAAUGUGUUGGGUUUGAAACUAAUCUUAUAAACAAAACAAAGCUGACGCACGAUGAAAGAAAUCACACAGAUUAUACAGAUACUCCUCUUAGUACUACAGUUUCAAGAUCAGAUGUUAAUACUAGUAGUACUAGUGUAAACGACACUGUACUAUCAAGUGAAAUAAGUACUAAUAUCGAUUCAACAACAGAUUUUACAUUUGAAACUCCAUAUCCGAUCACAAUAAGCGAAGUGAUGACUUUGCAUGAUACCACAUGGAAUACAACCAACCCUACGGAUUACACCGAAGAAUUGAGUGACAAAACUCCAUAUGAAGAAACUGAUGUAUGGUUGAUAGACUUAAUUUUAAUAUUUAAUACUACGACAACAGAUUCAAUGUUUGCGACUACCUAUCAAAAUAAAACAAGCGAGGUGGCUGAUGUGACAUUGAAUACAACCAUUGACACUAUUAAUUAUACUGAAAUAUUGACUGAUAAAACUCCACAUGAUGAAACUGACCUGAAAGAGGUGAUUUUGACUACUUACCGAAAUAAUAAAACAAGCGAAGCUUUUGAUGUGGAUAAUACAACAAUAAAUACAACCAAGAGCACUAUUGAUUACACUGAUGAAUUAAACUAUACAACUUUGCAUAAUAAGAUGGGUUUAUUUUCAAAACGGGAAAUUUUGACAACUAUUGCUACGAUAACAGAUACGACAGUUGAGACAGCACAUGAAAAUAAAACAAGCAAACUGAUUGCUUUAGAUUAUACGACGCUAAAUACAACCAACAACACUUUUGAUAAACCCAAUGAUACAACUUCACACAGUCGAACUGAUCUUUUGUCGAAAGAGGAAAUUUUAACAACUAUUGCUGCAUUAACAGAUACGAUAGUUGAGACUACGUCAUAUGAAAAUAAAACAAGCAAACUUAUUGCUUUGGAUAAUAACGACACUGUUAUUUAUGGUGAUGAAUUAAGUGAUAAAACAUUGCUUGAUGAAAUUGACACAUGGACAAAAGAGGAAACUUUAAAAACUAAUGCCGCCAUAUCAAAUACGACAAUUAAGACUAUAUCGCUCCCCGAUGAUGAAUUAAGUUAUACAGAUGAUAUGGAAUUAGCUAAGGAUAUAUUAGAACAAUAUCAUGCCAUGAAAAACGCAUCUACUGAUAUUUUUACAAAAGACUCAGAAGAAAGUUAUCACAGUUCUUUUAAAUCCUUCGAUUAUAAUAAUUACGAUAGUGAUUAUGGUGAUAAUAGUGAUUUUUUUAAAAAAACAGAGAGUGUUACGAACUAUGAAAAAAACACAGAAUGGUGGAAUAAAUAUAGUUCAAAACAACCAUACAAAAUAUCUAAAUCUUCACCAGAUACAAAUAAUGAUAGUGAAGAGUCUCAUACAACUCUUACAAGUUUUGCCAAGAAUAAUGAUGAUGAAAUUAGUACAAAGAUAAUUAAAGAAUGGAAAGAUGGUUCAGGAGACGGAUCCAAUUUAGUUGAUGAUGAUGAUUUUAAUGAACGUACGAGUGAUUCAAAAACUGAUACCUUAAAUACUCCGACGGACACAACAUUAUCACAAAAGAACAGUAAUAUCAGGUACGGUGAACGUACGAGUGAUUCAAUAACUGAUGGUACCUUAAAUACUCCGACGGAAGCAACAUUAUCACAAAACAACAAUAAUAUUCGGUACGGCAUUAUUGCGCUCCUUGUCUUUCUUUUGGGUGGGAUAGCUUUAGUUGUCCACUUGUGGUGUGUUAAAAGAGGUUCAUACAAUUUAAAUGCGGCUAAUAGUAGUAAUAUAGAAAUGGCUUCAAAGUAAGGAACUAUGACAUCUUUCUAGGAAUAAAGCCAUAUUGGAAAACUUUGAACAACUUAAUUUGUGACGAAUUACAUUUAUUUAUUUUUUAUUUUAUUAUUGUGAGGUGGUCUUAUUAUUAAAUGGUCUAUAAAAACGCUCGUCUGCCCGCCCUGAGUUUGACCAUGAUUCGCACGGGCGCUGUCGCCCACUCGGUGGCGCGGUGAUUUAUUGCAAAUGGCGUGAAAGCGAAAACGCCCGUAAAACGCGGCGUUUACUGCGCGUUCGAUUGCUUCAUGUGUAAAUGCCUUUACGCAUCGUUGUGAUUGCCUUUGAUUGUGUAUUUUGUAAACAUCGAUGAUUUGAUUUUUAUAGCUUUGAAUAGGAAAGCGA
Molecule: messenger RNA, 2445 nt
Organism: Ostrinia furnacalis (Asian corn borer)
Lineage: Eukaryota; Metazoa; Arthropoda; Insecta; Lepidoptera; Crambidae
Product: mucin-3A-like
Exons: 10
Coding region: 40-2076 (678 amino acids)
Source: RefSeq, a predicted model, not a curated record